Molecule: messenger RNA, 1203 nt
Organism: Drosophila willistoni
Lineage: Eukaryota; Metazoa; Arthropoda; Insecta; Diptera; Drosophilidae
Product: odorant receptor 22b
Exons: 3
Coding region: 1-1203 (400 amino acids)
Biological process (GO): sensory perception of smell; detection of chemical stimulus involved in sensory perception of smell
Cellular component (GO): plasma membrane
Molecular function (GO): olfactory receptor activity; odorant binding
Source: RefSeq, a predicted model, not a curated record
AUGAUAUACAAAUUGUUUCCUCGAUUGAAAGUCCAACCUUUAUCGGAGGAUGUAAGAUCUCGUGAUGCAUUUGUCUAUUUGGAUCGUGGUAUGCAAGUUGUUGGCUGGGUACCACCCAAAAAUAAGAUAUUGCAGCGAUUCUAUGCCAUUUGGACAGUGUUAUUAGUUGGUUUGGUUUUCUGUUGGUCACCCAUGGGCUUCAGCUUCACUUAUGCCAGAGAAAUGUCAACUUUUACGGCCGGAGAGUUCCUAACCUCGAUACAAAUUGGCCUGAAUACCUAUGGCAAUACGCUGAAGUCUAGUUACACCUUCUGGGGCACAAAACGAUAUAAAUUGGCCAAGGAGCUGCUUGAUCGCAUGGACAAACGCUGCACAACUGAAGAGGAACAAGCUGGAAUUCGUCGCUCAGUGGCCCGUUGGAAUCUUUGUUAUAUGAUCUAUCAGAUUUCAUAUAGCGUAUACACAACAUCGACAUUUGUAGUGGCAACCGUUAAUGGUCAUUUACCCUGGCGAUUCUACAAUCCUUUAAUUGACAGCACUAAAAAUGUGCUCUUUUUUUGGAUUGCUGCCUUGAUGGAGUAUUUUUUGAUGUCAAUGACUGUACUAGCGGAUCAAUGUGCCGAUGUCUAUCCAAUCGCUUAUAUGGGAGUCAUGCGAACUCAUAUGAAUUUCCUGAAACAGCGUAUAACCCGCUUACGCACAAAUCCAGAGUUAUCCGAAGACGAGAACUACCAGGAAUUGGUCAAGUGCAUUAAAGACCAUCAAAUUAUUAUGGAGUAUGUGGAAAUCAUGAGACCCGUUAUAUCGGCUACAAUAUUUGUACAAUUUCUACUUAUUGGCGUUGUUCUGGGUUUAUCCAUGAUUAAUAUUUUGUUCUUUUCGGACUUUUGGGCUUGUGUGGCCAACGUAAUGUUUGUGGGUUGCGUCCUAAUGGAAACUUUUCCCUUUUGCUACCUCAGCAAUAUAAUUAUGGAUGAUGCGGCUGAACUCUCUGAUUGCCUAUUCCAAUCAAAUUGGAUUGAUGCCAAUCGACGAUAUAAAACUGCAGUGAUAUCAUUUAUGCAUAGAAUCCAACAACCCAUCAUCAUUAUUGCCGGCGGAGUAUUCAUAAUAUGUUUGCAAACCAAUAUUACGGUUGCCAAAUUGGCUUUUUCGGUAAUAACCGUGGUCAAACAAAUGGACUUUGCCAAAAAAUUUGGCUGA